Beta vulgaris subsp. vulgaris (sugar beet) is the source of this 1168-nucleotide messenger RNA. RefSeq names its product protein DCL, chloroplastic. Gene Ontology annotation, biological process: chloroplast organization; chloroplast rRNA processing. Bases 147 to 749 code for a protein of 200 amino acids. Lineage: Eukaryota; Viridiplantae; Streptophyta; Magnoliopsida; Caryophyllales; Amaranthaceae. The transcript has 3 exons. Gene Ontology annotation, cellular component: chloroplast. The record is from RefSeq and is a predicted model, not a curated record.
AAAAAUCCGACGAGCUCCACUCCAUCCUCGACCCAAACAUUGAUUUACUCACAACUCAUAAAAUCUCCUUGCGUCCAAAACGACAAACCAAAACUCCUCUAUAUCUCACUCUCUCUCUCUUAUCAGAAACUAAAAGUCUAAACUGCAUGGCUGCGCCUCCACUUGUGCGAGGCAUGCCUCUUCUUCGCCUCCGUCUCCGCCUUCACAACCACCAUCGACUCACACUCAAUUUGUUUGCGCCUCGACCGCAUCCUCUCUGCUCAUCAGCCUCUUCUGGACUGACAACGUCCGAGGAAGAUGUAUUGUCAUCGGCAACUCAAUUGUUGAGGGUUAAACAACCUCCUAAGUUGUUUGAUAGGAUUGAUGAUGCUAAUUAUCGUAAAUGGAAAGAUAAAGAAGAUCAAAUUUUAAGGGAUAUUGAGCCUAUUACUCUUCUUGCCAAAGAUAUUAUCCACUCUGAUAGGUACAUGGAUGGGCAACGCCUUAUGCCUGAUGAUGAGAAAGCUGUUAUGCAGAGACUGCUUGCUUACCAUCCUCAUUGUGAAGAUAAAAUUGGAUGUGGACUGGAUUCAAUUAUGGUUGACCGACAUCCCCAAUUUAGACAAUCAAGGUGUCUGUUUGUUGUAAGAACAGAUGGUGGAUGGAUUGACUUCUCUUACCAGAAAUGUCUACGGGAGUAUAUUCGGAAAAAAUACCCCUCUUAUGCUGAAAGAUUUAUACGGGAACAUUUUAAACGUAGCAGUGGUUAAUGGUUCAAGGCGUCUUGGCACAAACAGUUUUUGCUGUCUGAACCUGAUGACUAAUGCUGUAACAAGGGAGGUUUCAACCAAUUUUCCGUUUGGUCGGUCGUUAAGUUUCCCUUUUAUUGCUGGUAAUACAGCCUGCUUGUAGCCACUGUUAUGGUAGAUAAUAUUUCUCGACUGUCAGUAGCUGUUUAUGUAAUUGUUGAGUGAGAAAGUCAUCCAAAGAGCGUUUUGUUGACUUCCAUCAAUCCUGUGAUGGGUCAUGGGUUCUGCAAAGUUGACACUGGAAGUCGUCAGACUGCUUGUAGAUUUCAAGUUUAUUGGACCCACUUUUAGGAAGGAUGUGGAUAUGUGAAUGUAUCGAACACAAUGAUUUUUCUCUGAUGCAAUUAAUGUACAUAUUAGGAGGAAUAUGGUUUUAGGUA